UCUUCAAACUCCGACCAUGAUGCACGAUUUCGCCAUCACCGAGAAUUUCGUUGUAAUCCCCGACCAGCAAGUCGUGUUCAAGCUUCAAGAAAUGCUCAAGGGCGGAUCUCCGGUGAUUUACGACAAGAACAAGAAAUCCCGAUUUGGAAUUCUCCCAAAAAAUGCCACAAAUUCCGAUGAUUUAAUCUGGGUGGAAUCGCCGGACACCUUCUGCUUCCAUUUGUGGAAUGCUUGGGAGGAGCCGGAGACAGAGGAGGUCGUGGUUAUUGGGUCUUGCAUGACGCCGCCGGAUUCCAUUUUCAACGAGUGCGAUGAGAAUUUAAAAAGCGUACUGUCGGAAAUUCGGCUGAAUUUGAGAACGGGGAAAUCCACGCGCCGCCCAAUUAUCAGCGAUGAGAAGGAGCAGGUGAAUCUAGAAGCCGGAAUGGUGAAUAGAAACCGUCUGGGGCGGAAAACCCGAUAUGCGUAUCUUGCGAUAGCAGAGCCAUGGCCGAAGGUUUCGGGAUUCGCGAAGGUUGAUCUAGUAACAGGGGAGGUAAAAAAGCAUAUUUACGGCGGUAGAAAAUUCGGAGGAGAGCCGUUUUUUUUACAGAAAGAGGGUAAUUCAGGGGAGAAGGAAGACGAAGGGUACAUUUUAGCGUUCGUCCACGAUGAAAGGACAUGGAAAUCAGAGCUCCAGAUAGUGAACGCCAUGGACUUGAAAGUGGAAGCUACAGUGAAGCUGCCAUCCAGAGUACCCUAUGGCUUCCACGGGACAUUCGUCGACGCAAAACACUUGCAAAAUCAAGCUUAAUUGAUUCAAAAAAAAUCAAAAGAAAGUGAUUUUCUUAGGCGAAAAAGGGAGAAAUUGCCAGAGGGAUGACAUUGAGACAGGUCCCCGGAUUCUCCGUAUUCGCAUUAAAAACCCAAUUACCUUUUUGUUUCUGUUCCUUUUUAUUUGGUUUUUUUUUUUUUUUUUUUGG
Molecule: messenger RNA, 962 nt
Organism: Cucurbita pepo subsp. pepo (vegetable marrow)
Lineage: Eukaryota; Viridiplantae; Streptophyta; Magnoliopsida; Cucurbitales; Cucurbitaceae
Source: RefSeq, a predicted model, not a curated record